Messenger RNA from Gekko japonicus, 845 nucleotides. Its product is annotated as HLA class II histocompatibility antigen, DRB1-4 beta chain-like. The transcript has 5 exons. Lineage: Eukaryota; Metazoa; Chordata; Lepidosauria; Squamata; Gekkonidae. Gene Ontology annotation, biological process: positive regulation of T cell activation; immune response; antigen processing and presentation of exogenous peptide antigen via MHC class II. The coding region runs from base 54 to 845 and encodes 263 amino acids. The record is from RefSeq and is a predicted model, not a curated record. Gene Ontology annotation, cellular component: membrane; MHC class II protein complex. Gene Ontology annotation, molecular function: MHC class II protein complex binding.
UGACCGAAGUUUCCCCCGGGGGCUGGGUGGGGGUCUUCCGUGGUGGGGCAGCCAUGGGGUCUGGCCUGAUCCUGCCCGGGACUCUGGCGCUGAUUGUGGCGCUUCUGGGUCCCUCCACGGUCCACGGAAGGGGAGGACGGAUGGAGCCUCCACCUGCCGCGCACUUCCUGGUCCAGUGGAAGCCGGAGUGCCACUUCGCCGACGGGACGCGCGGGGAGGUCCGCUACCUGGACACGUUGCUCUACGGGCGGGAGGAGUUCGCGCGCUUCGACAGCCGCCGCGGAGAGUUCGAGGCCCUCACCCCGAUGGCCGAGCCCGACGUGCGCGCCUGGAACAGCGAGAAGGAGCGGGUGGACUCCGAGCGGGCCCAGGUGGACGCCUUCUGCCGCUACAACUACGGGGUCGAAGAGGGACGGGGCAUCACCCUCACCAGGAAAGAUCAGCCCAUGGUGAAAAUCUCUCACACGAAGGCAGGGCCCCUGGCCCACCUCACACUGCUGCUCUGCACCGCGACAGGAUAUUACCCCUCGGGGGUUCGUUUCAAGUGGCUGAAGAACGGGCAGGAGCAGGCGGAAGGGGUGGGGUACGCGGACGAGAUCCAGAAUGGAGACUGGACCUUCCUGAACCAGGCGAUGCUGGAGACGGUGCCCCAGCGGGGAGACCUCUAUGCCUGCCAGGUGGAGCACAGCAGCCUGAAGGAACCCAUCACCGUGCAGUGGGAGCCGCGGUCAUCGAACUCUGCCCAGAGCAAAGUGUGGACGGGGGCUGUGGGGGCCGUGCUCGGGGUGGUCUUUGGGGCCGCGGGAGUCUCCUUCUACCUGAAGACCAGGCGAGCAGCCCUGUGA